Musca domestica (house fly) is the source of this 23681-nucleotide messenger RNA. RefSeq names its product protein split ends (gene spen). The transcript has 14 exons. Gene Ontology annotation, molecular function: mRNA binding. Gene Ontology annotation, cellular component: nucleus. NCBI's taxonomy places the organism in Eukaryota, Metazoa, Arthropoda, Insecta, Diptera, Muscidae. Gene Ontology annotation, biological process: regulation of transcription by RNA polymerase II. The record is from RefSeq and is a predicted model, not a curated record. Bases 2260 to 21831 code for a protein of 6523 amino acids.
AAAGUUCAAGAAUUAAGCCCCUGUUCAAAAUUCUUGAAGAAAACGUCUUUUUCCAUUUUGGCGCUUUUUAAAACCCUCGACAUUAGCCGUAUUGUGUGCAGAGAACGAAAUAGGUAAACAAACAGCGAAAUGUAUCUCCGACACUCUCAACGGUACUCACGUAUCUGAAUGUUGUGUUUUUAAAAAUUUCGCGCCGUCGUUUUUGUAUUCGUUGAUGUGGCUCUCUUUUUCUCUCAUCCAAUGCUGGCUCUCUCACCGCACUGCGACAGAUACGAUUUUGUGCUGAGUGUUGAUGAAUUUAGAAGAAAAUCAGUCAUUGAGUACACAGCGAUGAAUAUGCAUCGUUAAAGGCGGUUACGUUACGCGCGUUGUUCUACGUUUUUGCCUCCAACACAACAAAAAAAAGAAGAAAAAAAUACAAUACAAAAGCAAAAGAGGAAGAAGAAAAGAAAAAAACACACACACAAAAAUGAAAUGAAAGAAAGAAUGGGAAAAAUUAAAAUCAAGAAAAAAGAAAAUACAAAAAAUAUACAACAACAAUAAUAAACGGUCUUUAGUUGUUGGUUGUUCGUCGGUCGUUCGUUGUGCGACUAUACUAGUAUAUUGUACAUACAUGCAUACAUACAUCCAUACAAAUAAUGAUAAUAACAGCAACAACAACAACAGCAACCAGCUAUAGCAGAAAAAAAUACAUCAUCCGCCGCAGCAGCAGCAGCAGAAAACCUACCUACAACUACAAUAAGAAAAAUAACAGCAGCAAAAAUGCAGAAGAAGCAUCAGCAGCCGCAGCAGUAAAAAAGUAAAAAAAAAUAAUUGAAAAAAAAAUUAAAAAUAAAGUAAAAUAAAAAAAAGAUGUAUAAUUAAAACAAUUUAAAGAGCAAAAAAUAUAAAUAAAAUAAACAAAUUACCACACACCACGAUACCGACAAAAGAAAAUUAAGCAAAAUUAAUUACACAAAAAUUAAAUAAAAAUAAAAAACAUAAGUUUCUUGUGAAGCCAAAAAAAAAUCGAAAAAUUAAAAUUUAAAUAAAAAUCAAUAUUGAAUUUAUCCCCCACAAGAGAGUGAAAAAAAGAAGAAAAUUUUGCCAAUAAUUUCCAAAAUCAUUCUGUGUGAGUGCUGAUGAGAAUAGAAAAAAUAAAAAUAAAUUGCUAAAGAAAAUAAUUAAAUUGCUGCUUGAAAAUUUAUUUUUUAUUGGAAAAGGAAAUAGCAAAAAGAGAAUUUGCGAAAAGCGAAAAAGAAAUGCAAAAUUUUAUCUACAAGCAAAAAAUUUAUAUCUAAGGAAAAGUGCAUCUCAAAGAAAAGAGAGAAAAUAAUUAAAUUGCAAAGCAGUGUAAUGAAAAAUAAUUAUUAAAGGAAAUAAAAUAUAUAAAAAAUAAUAAUUAUUGUAAAGUGGAAAUUACAAGUGCAUUUUGCAACAACAACAAGCAGGAGAAGGAGGAAAAUCCAAUUGGAAUCGGAAAUAUUGGAAAAUAAAUUUUUCUAGUGUGGAAAUAUCUUACUUCUGCAGAAGCUCUCUCUCUCCACGAUGCCCCAAGGAUUAACGAAUUGUCCCCGUUACGCCUACCUCUAGCCACAACGGACGUGAAUCGAAGCAAAAAAAACGUUCGAUUUGUUACGGUACGGUACGCGUCUAGCUAGCUUUUCGAUACGGUAUAAAGCUGCUCGAAAAACGCUCGCGCCAAUAGAUCGUCGCAAUUUCAUUAAUCGUGUAAUCGUAACGUAAAGUUUGCGUACCUUACUUGAAAAUGUACGGCGUGAUAACGUAGACGCGGCUGGCUAUAAAAAUGUUUUCGAUGCGAAAUGUUGUUAAGAAUUGAAUUUGGGAAAAUUUGAGUUAUAAUAAUAUCGAAAAUCAUUGCCGAUAAAAAGAAAAUAAAAAUCAUUCUACAUGGCAAGAAAAAAAGUGUUAAUAUUUCCAUAAUUAAAAAAAUCAAUGCAAAAAAAUAUAUAAGAAAUAUAUAAAAUAUAUUAAAAUAAAUAUAUAAAAAAUUGCAAAUAAAUGCAAUUAGUGCAAAAGAAAAAUAAAAAAGUUUUAAAUAAAAUCGCCACCAGAGAAAUUUAAAAAAAAAUCGAUUUCUAACGAUUUAAUGCCAAAGCCGCUGUAUCGCUGAUAUUCACAACAACACAAAUAUAAAGGAUACACCCCGCCCCCUCCCCCAUUGCAAGAAAAAAGGAUAACCAUUUUAUUUCAGCUGAAUGGGUUUGGAGUGCGCCCAUUUAAAAAAUAAUUCGCCUCCAUGAAGUUUCACAAACGAAAAUGGUACGAGAGACCAACAACGUCUGUUUUGGACAAAUAGCCCAAGAAACGCAAGUUGUUGUGCGCGAGGAUAACAAGCGAGAUCAUUUGAAACGGUCUACAGAAGACGUAUCACCACCGAACUUUUCAGAACGGAACAGUGGCUAUUAUGAACGUAACUCCCGUUUAGUUGCUGACACCGAUUCCUAUUUAAGACGUUCCAAUAGCAAUAAUACAAUUAGUAAUUAUCAAAGCAGUAGUAAUUCAACAUCCAAUUUAGACAACAGCAGAAGCCGAACAAGAGACAGAGUAUACAGAAAUGGUCCUUAUGCUACAAGUGGUGGUUUGUCAUCAUCCAGUUCGUCUGCAGCAACGACUAUAUUGAGUGAACGAAGCUCAAGUGGUGGCGCUGCAAGCAAACACAACAAUAACAAUCGUGUUCCGCCUGCGUCAUGGUACGAAGCUGCUGCGACGUAUACAAACGGUCCUGGUGGCAGUGGCAAUGCCGACGUCUCAGCAGCAAAUAUCAACAACCAUUAUCAAACUGCCGCCUCAACAGAUACGCAAGCAGCAACAGCAACACAAGUGUCUACAGCAAAUUCCUCUACAAACAAUCCCACUGCAUACAACGCAUAUUCAUACGUUUCUUCACCUGCCCACAAGAACAACAGCAAUUCAAGUUUAUCGUCAACAGCGACGACAGCAUCGUCGUCGUCGACAACUGCAGCCUUCAAUACACCACGAAACAAUUCAGCGUCGUACGGCAACGCAUCAAGUGCUGCAGGACACAGUGGUGGCUACUAUCAUCAUCAACAGAGAGACAACGACUCCGGCACAGACGGAAAUCCGUUGUUAAAUAAAAAUAAACAUAAACUUUUAAAGUCCUGCUCCUCAUCAUCACGCAGUGGUUCAGCGUCACCAACAUCAUCAGCGGCAACGGCAGGAGUGGUGGCAUCAUCAACAAUGACUUCAUCCUCGACAUCUGCCGCUUCCGCCGCUAAUACCACCUCAAAUUCUUCGUCGUCAUCAUCAUCAACAGCAGCAGCAUCGGCCAACAACAAUAACAACAACCAAACGGCAAAUAAUAGUAGUUGUAGUAGCAUUAGUAGUACAAUCAAUAGUAGUAAUACAAAUAAUCAUAAUAAUAGUUUACUAACGUCGUCGUCGUCAUCAUCGUCGACUGCAGCAGCAAAUGCAGGAGACAGUAGUAGAAACGUUAGCGGGAUUCUAAAUGCCGCUGCGUUGGCGGCAGCCGCCUCUAAUGGCAGUUCAUCAACAGAUGGCCACCACAAUCACAAAGGUAGCAGUAGCAGCAGCAAUAAUGUACAUUCAAAUUCUACAUCGUCGAAUGCCAACUCCUCCUCCACUUCCAACAAUCCUUCAACAUCCGCCUCGCAUCACACAUCUCGUGCAGCGGUCCAUGCGCAUCUGCACGGGCGCAGUACCACAUCGUCAAGUCGUUCGCAUUCCCGAUCGCCGAGUAGCUACAGUUCUUCACAUAGUUCUUCCUCGUCGUCCUCAUCCACUGCCUCGUCACACUCUCAUGCCUCAAGUCCGGUGGGUGGUCGAGAUGUCGAGACAAGUACGUCUACAGCUCCGGCGGGGCGAGGAGGGUCACGAAGCCUUCAAUCUGCCGUGGCGGUGCCGGGAACAUCGUCGGCUUUGAAUCCCAGUGGCUCAAAUGCCUGCAGCAGUAGUAGCAGCAGUUCGAGUUCUACUGGUUCGGGAACGCCAUCUACAAAUCCCGUUGUACAUUCCGAAGACAAUCGGCCAUUGGCGAUACGUGUGCGAAACUUGCCGGCUCGCUCUUCAGACACAUCACUAAAGGACGGUCUUUUCCAUGAGUACAAAAAGCAUGGCAAAGUUACAUGGGUAAAGGUGGUGGGGCAAAAUGCUGAACGCUAUGCUCUAGUUUGUUUUAAGAAACCUGAAGAUGUGGAAAAAGCUCUUGAGGUUUCUCAUGACAAGUUAUUUUUUGGAUGUAAGAUCGAGGUAGAACCGUAUCAGGGUUACGAUGUGGAGGAUAACGAAUUUCGUCCCUACGAAGCCGAAUUGGACGAGUACCAUCCAAAAUCUACACGUACCCUAUUCAUUGGCAAUCUGGAAAAGGAAAUUACCGCCAGUGAACUGAGGCUGCACUUUGAGUGCUUCGGCGAAAUCAUAGAAAUCGACAUUAAAAAGCAAGGCAUGUCCGCCUAUGCAUUCUGUCAGUAUUCCGAUAUUGUAUCUGUGGUCAAAGCCAUGCGCAAAAUGGAUGGCGAACAUUUGGGUAACAAUCGCAUAAAGUUGGGCUUUGGCAAAUCAAUGCCUACAAAUUGUGUUUGGAUCGAUGGUAUUGGCGAGAAAAUCUCUGAGUCGCAUUUGCAAUCUCAAUUUUCGAGAUAUGGUGCGGUCAGUAAGGUGGUGAUAGACCGGCAAAGGCAACUGGCUUUGGUGUUAUACGAGCAAAUACAAUAUGCACAGACAGCAGUAAAAGAGAUGAGAGGAGCAACACUGCGAGGCCGAAAGUUGCAGGUGGACUUUGCUUCCAGAGAAUGUCAGGAUGCAUUUUAUGAAAAAUUGGAAAAGCAAGCUGCAGGAUCUCGUUUUAGCCGCUACGAAUCACAGUCACGUUCCCGCGCUUCAUCAUUCAGCCGACAUCAGAAUUCGAAUGAUGGCUGUUCCCCCAGCAAUACGCCUGGCAGUAGCAGCAGUAGUAGUGCUGGCAUACCACCCUCAGCGCCUACACUGUCAUCAGCAAUUGUUGCCGGUUCGUCCAUAAAUUCCAAUCCAAGUGGUACCACCUUACCAUCUGUUGUGGGACAAGCUUCAGGUAACACCACGCCAGCUCGUAGUCGGGGAUCUCGCAGUUCCCGUCACACAAUGGACUACGAUUAUAUCGAUACCCGAAGAUUUCGAUCAUAUGACGAAUAUAGUCAGGGAUCAGGAGCUUCGCACGACGAAGAUGCAAUCAUGUCAAAUCACCCGACAUCAUCAUCCAAUGCGAACUCUUACAGUGGGAUCGGUUUAAGGUCUGAUUCACCAUUGUUAUCACGGCUGGGUCCUAUUGUAAACAACAGUAGUGGUAAAGAGUCCAAUAGUGAUAUGUUGGAGAUGGCUUUAAGUCGUCGACGUUGUGAUAAAAGUCCUGCAAAACAAAAAGGUGAUGUACGAUUGUUUCAAAAAGAACGUGCAGUUUUGUUGGAACAGCUCGAAGAGUACCCGUCCAGUGGAGAUGAAAGCAUAGUAAGCCCGCGCAAGCGUAUAAAAAUUGAUCAUCAUUCCAUUAAUUCCAGCAGUGGAUUGUCACAGUCUCAUUCGUUGGAAGAACAAACACAACAACAAAACAAAAACUCAAACUGUGAUUAUCUUCUAAAUGAUUCGUUGCAUCGCAAGGGUGAAGUAAGAAGACUAUCGGAAUGCAGUAACAGUCUCAACAAAUACCAACAACAAGCAAAUCAUCACCACCACUCGCAUCAUUCAAUAAAUCCUCAUCACCACCAUCAUCAACAGCAACAUCAGUUGAGUCGCCGACCGUCCAUUGAUUAUAUGGCGACCGGAGGUGGUGGUGGAGGUGUGGGUGCAAGUUCCAGCAUAGGAGGUGGCAGUGGCAAUUUAUCCACACGGCAUGGUAGUACAAGCAGUUCAAAUAGUGACCAUCACCCGCCACCACAUCAGUCAUCGUCAUCAUCAUCUUCUCUGGCAUGUAAAAGAAGACGGGUGAUUGGAAGUAGUGGAAGCAGUAGUGCUCUGAGUACAAAUGCCGCAUUAAUUUCAUCGGGCUCCUCCAGUGGUAACGCAAACUUGGCGUCGUCGUCGUUCGGCAGUGGUGAUGAUUUCCAUCAUCAUGCCUCUCGAGGUCGUGGUCAUCAAUUACAUUCCCAUCACUCACACGAGGCUAGCGGCGGUGAAAGUGCUGAUGGUUCACGACCUGGUACACCGUUGUGCGACGAAAGGCCAGAAGUUUUACCUAGUGAACCGCGUAGAGUACCACGUGAACGACCACGAGAGCCGAUGGUACUGCCAUUGCCCAAAUUUGGCAUUCUGUUCUUUCAACAAUAUCGUAGCAACAAUGGCUCGUCUUCGAAUAUGGGUGCGACGACAUCCUAUCAUCAUCAUCACAGCAGUAGUGGUUUUGCAAGUUCUUCAACUGCUUCUGCUGCAGUUGGUAGCACCAACUCCGGUAGUUCGCACAUGCUGUCAAACAGCUUAUCGAAUCGUGGAGUUGGAAGCGGCGAAGGAGGAAUUAACAGUAAUCAUUCUAGUCAUAGUUCUAUAACAUCGGCGACAUCCUCAGCAACAACCACAACAACGCCUGGAUUACAGACAACAUCAUCAUCAUCUGGUGGCGGAUGUUAUUUGCCCAGUCCAUCGUCACGAUAUCAGCCCUGGCGGCCACAUACUCAUCAUCACCAUCAUCACGGUAGCGGUGGGCAUCAUGGUGGUGGCGCUACACCCUCGUCGUCAUCAUCAAUGGUUAGUCCGAUGAGAUCACGUUCUCUCAGCUCGAAUUCCAGUGAUUCUGAUGUAACUGGCCAAGCAAGCGGUAGCCCUUCAUUGGAAGAACGUAUACGUACUUUGGACGAGAUGUACGAGCGUUGGUCGGGCGGCGGUAGUUCAACCACUGCUGCAGCGUCAAAUGUGGCCAAACGCCACGAUUUCAGUAAUACACCACCGACCUGGCAACAUCAUCGUUCUUCUUCACAAACCGACCUGCAUCAUUCGGCAACCACAGCGGCAACGUCGGCCGUCACAUCAUCAUCUACGGGUGAUGUACGGCAGAGCAGUGGAACGCCUUCAACACCCGCCAGUCGUCACAAAUUCCUCGAUAUUGAUGUCAAGGAGAUACAACCGUCGGAGAUUGUCAAAUCGGUUUUGGCGAAAAAAUCGAUAUUUGAUGAUGAUCUGCAGCGUUUAAAGAAAAAUCAUUGGUAUGAACCAUCGACUGAUUCUUCUCAAAUGGCGAAGAAUGCCGUAGGUGUUUGUACUUCGCCGGGACUGCCAAAUUUACAGGCCACAAAGACGCCGGUAGUUGGAAACACGUUGCCCAUGGCAUCGGCGGGGAAUACCACGAACAAAACAUCUGGUGCCCUAUUACAGCGUUUAACUAGCCUGUCGCCCAUGAACUCACCUCAGGCGUCGAUGUCACCGUACAACAGUCCAUCCAUGUCUCCAUCUGUUAAUAGUUCAUCCACUCUGUCCAGUCUACAGACAGGAGCAAAAACGACAGCGACAUGUAGCAGUGGAAAUACAAUGGCUUCGCCUUCUCCUGUUUCCUCUGGUUGUGCAACGGGAGCUGGUACUCCACCAGCUCCAACAACGGCGUCGAGCGGCAGCAAAUGUUUGCAAUAUCCAUUCCCAACACAUCCACCAUUGCCAAACACUGCAGCUCCUUCGCCAAACAAUCAACCAAUACCACCUCCGCCUGCAGAAAUGUCAAAACCACCUCCCCUGCCUCCUAUGGAAGUCCAUCAACCACCUCAACCUCCGCCAGUGACUGCAGCCUCGUUGACGACACCUACAGCGCCGCAACACACGGUGAAUGUUACUUCAAAGCCAAAGACAUCAACUCUAUCGAAAAGCUUGAGUGUACCAACAGCCGUUGGACCCGCACCGACAUCAGCUCCCUCGGAGUCGCCUCGUACCCUCACAAAAUCAGUAUCAGUUCCUGGCAGUACAAAUGUGGGAACCAUAAAAACAACAGCAGCUACAGUUUCUGUAGAACAAAAGCAGCAGCUGAAAAUGCAAACCGGUAACAGUUCCUCCACUGAAACGAAAACAACAACAGCAAGUAACCCCACUUCAGUUUCCACAAUAUCCGAAACUGCAGGUGGUGGUAGUAAGCGUAGUGACAACAAUAAAUCGCACAAACAUAAUCAUCGCAGCAGCGAUGAAAAGAAAUCAUCCAAAAGCGAUAAACGGAAAAAUUCCAACUCAUCUCAAUCCCAAAUCUCACAAGUUUCGGCGGCAGAGUCAAGUGAUGCGGACGAAAGAGAUUUCGUCGAACACCGCAAAGAACGUGAAUCCUCCAGCCGUUCGGAAAAGCAGAAGGAACGCCAAGAAAAACGCGAAAAAGAAUUGAGAAAGCAACAAGAAAGGGAAGAACGUGAACGAGAAGAACGCGAAAGGGAAGAGCGAGAAAGACUUGAAAAGGAACGCCUUGAAAGAGAGCGAUUGGAAAAAGAACGUUUGGAGCAGGAAGAACAGGAGCGUGUGCAACGAGAAAAGGAACGUUUACGCAAAGAGGAGGAAAAGGCGCGCGAAGAACGUGAACGGAAAGAGCGCGAAGAGAACGAGCGCAAACUAAAAGAACAACAGCAACAAAGAGAGCGCGAGAAAAAAGAACGCGAAGAAAGGGAACGCAAAGAGCGUGAGGAACGCGAACGAAAGGAGCGAGAAGAGCUGGAGCGGAAGGAACGCGAAGAAAACGAAAGACGUAAACGUGAAGAACAAGAAGAGAGACUGCGAAAAGAAAGAAAAGAGCGUGAAGAAAGUGAACUGCGUGAAAAAGAGAGGCUUGAAAGGCAGCGUUCACGAGAGGAAAAAGAACGUGAACGUAAACUGCACGAAGAAAUCGCUAAUGAAAAGCGCGAACUUCACAGCUCCAAGGAAAAUCAUCGCAGAAAAGAAAACCCGUCUUCCGUUCUUCAACAGGAACAGCAAACAAAGGGCGGCAAUGCUAGUAAUGAUCUAUCCUCCAGCGGUGGUACAACUUCCAAUCAAACUGGGGAUCACAUUCGACAUGGUGAAUCAGAGAAGCCUAAAGAGAGCUCCACAACUGGUGAAUUUGCUGCUACUACGGCUGAAUCUGCAUCGGGAGCUAGCAGUGGAAAACAUAAAAAUCGCAAAACAUCGCGAAAUACAUCGCCAGUGCGGCACCCGAAACGUAGACUUAGCAGCCAGGAUAGCAAUGCCAGCAACAGUGGUGGUAACGCCGAAUCUGCCGAAGCCCAUGCAGAAGACGCCAAGCGCAUGCGUAUUGAUACACACUCGACUCCUUCGUCCCAUGUUGCUAAUAAUCACGCAAGUAAUGCCGUGUUGAACGAGAAGCGGGAAUCAAAGGAACAACAACACCACAGCAAAGAUAGAAAUAACAAACACAGUCGUUUGUCAUCGUCAUCAUCAUCGAGCCACCGAAUCAAUUUGGCUACUUCCUCGGAAAAGGAACACAAUGCAAAACAUCAUCGCAACAAACAUCAUCAUCAAAAACAGCAACAACAACAAUCGUCAUCACAAACUGAGCAACAAAGUAGUAAUACACUUUCUGGAGAAUCGACAGAAGUGACAACAAAUGCCAUAAAAUCGGAGGGUGGCGAUAAAGUUGCAACAGUUAAAAUCGAAAAUGAACCAAACAAUUCUGACCACGAAGUGGAAACUACUAAGACGAAAUCAAUCUCCUCUGAGGAUGAAGAAACAAGUCACCAUCAACACAGUUCUACAAAUAAACCAGUUUCUGGGAGUGGCGGUGGUGGUGGUCACAAACACAAAGAGCAUGGUAGUGGUGGAAGCCACCACAGUCGCCACAAAAGUGGUAAACGAGAUCGUGAACACCAUCGAGAAAAGAAACGGCAUUCCACACCUGUUAUUGCAGAUGCCACACCAGCUGCAACAAAUGAGGCACCCACAGCAUCCACCGGCCAAUUUCCAGUGUCAGCCAAUAUUAGCAAUGUGGCGGCAACAGAUGACGAACACAUCUCUUCAUCAGUUGAAUCGGUCGCGCCAAAACGAACAUCGUCGAAUAACAGUGGAAAUUCAAUGGAAACUCAAACAAAACCAUCUCACAAAAGUGAACAUGUCACUGAGCGGAAACACUCACGCGGUUCGGAGGAACCACCACAGACACCUUCAAGUCGUCAAUCUUCCGCCUACAAUAAGAGCACACCCCAAUCUGGGUCACGGAAAAUUCUUCUUAGCUCUGCUGAAGAUACGGAUGGCGGCGGCGGUGGUUUAGGUUGUGACGAUGAUGACGACGAUUCAGAUUCAAUGAACAGAAAGCAUUCAAUAUUUGAUAUACCCGAUGAGGGGCCAUAUGUUUCCAUGUAUGACAAGGUUAAAGCUAGAUCCUGCAAGAAUAUGCAGAAGCAGGAAGAAGAGAAAAAGAUCAAAGCCAAAUUCUGUCAACUGAAACAAUCCAGGGCCAAGAGGGAGGAGAAGAAACGCUCAACAAGCUAUGACGGAGAUUCCGAUUCAGACUUUGAUAAUUCGGGAGAUAUGUCGUCACACCAUCACCGCAGCGGUAGUCAUCAUAAUCGCAGUGGUGGCGGUGGCAGUUCAUAUAAAAUGCUUAGCGGGGCGUUAACCUCAAGCGAUGAUGAUCAGGAUCAACGCGAUGGCCAAAAGUCUCCCUGUGAAGAGAGAAGACGAAAUUCCCAGGCAUCAUCAUCAGCCGCAUCCACGCAACCCAAUCGCCUCUGCUCGGACUCGGAUGAUUCGGAAAUACAAAGAGGCCUAAAGUUGCAAGACAACAUCCGCAGAUUGUGCGCUGUUGAUGACAGUUCCGAUGAUGAUCUGAUACGCCGCAACAGUACAAGUGGCGGCAGUAAACGUUUACUCCACCACACAUCGCGCAUAGCAUCGGAUUCAGAAUCUCAGUCUCAGCCGCCAUGUGAUAUCAAACUGAAACAGGAACCCAUUGAAACAUCUAACGAUGAUGGCACCUCAACACCGAUUCUAAAACAAAUGAAAUACAAAAUAAAGAAGGAAGAAGUUGAGAACAUGGAAACAUCUGCCCAUGCCAGUGCCAUUGAAUCGUCGGAUUUCGAUGACAUAAAACCGAAACAUCUGAAUUUACUUCAUUCCAAUACAAGUGAGGCUGAGACAUCAAUGUUGGCCACAAUAAAGAGUGAAUCGAAUGUCCUAACAGUGAAUGAGAUCAAAAAGGAAUAUAAGGACUUUUAUGGUGACGAUUAUGUUGAGUCGUCUGAAGACAAAUUCCAAAAAUCGGAUCAUGGCAAAAUUAAAAAGCACAAAAAGAGCAAAAAACGCCAGAAGACACCAACACAGGACGGCGUGGGAUUGGUUGUGUCAACGGCAAAGGAAUCACUGUCAUCCGUUGAUAUGCAGAAAAGUUCAGGCACAUCAACAGUUGCUGGCGUCUGCAGUGAUGGCGGACUUGACACCACCACGACAACGACAACAACUAAAUCCAAUGCAAAGAAUGUUAGUCCCCAAAAUGUGGUUAAACAUUUGCCAACAUCACCUAACUACGAUCCAUUUGAUGAGCUAAAGAACUCAGAGCCAUUAAAUCCUCACAUUCUAAUGACAGAUUCACAUGUGGCGACAGUUGGUGAAAAGAAGCGUCACAAGGACAGAAAGGAAAAGAAGAGGGAAAAAUUACGUCACAUGAGUGCCGAUAUUGGUGGCCAAGGCAUUGAAAUGGACAAGCUUUAUGAAAAGGAAAAGCAUCAUCGCCUCAAGAAGUCCAAGAAAUCCAAGAGUUUAGAUAUGAUUCGACAAUUAGCAAGCCAAAGUUCGGGAAUGAGUUUGCAAAUUCCGGGCUCAGCUUCCUCGCCCACCAGUGGCGGUGGCUGUAGUGAUGGCUUUACCACAUCUCAACAAAAACAGAGAAGUGGCGAGAAAAUGGAAGACAUUUUCGGUCCCAUAUCCGACGAGGAAGAAGAAAUGACGGACAGUGACAUUGGCGCUGGUAGAGAUUUGAAUUGUCUUCCAAAUCGCAAUGCCUUGACAGCCAAUGUGACAGGACCCAUUGUUUCCGCAGCCUUGAAUCCCUACAAACAAGAACCCCUGACACCGAAAUCACAUACCGUGGAAGAAAACGAGGAGAACAAGCAAAAAUGUCCCUCAUUAAGCGGUCCGCCAUCUCACAUCGAAAGAUCUGUUGAACGACAGCAUCGCAAAGAGAAGAGAGAGAAGAAGCGUAAGGAUCGCGAGAAAUCACGGGGCUCUGGCCUGGAUCAGAGUAUGACGGUGGUUGCAACCGCAGCACAAUUUAUGCCAUCACCUGCAGCAGUUAGUAGCACAACAACUCCCGCCAAACCUUUGGAGGAUGAAAAUAGCGUUGAUUUAGAUGCAGCAGGACGUGCUCUCGAAGCCCAACUUAUGGAAGAUUCGGAUAAUAAAGCUACCGAGGAUGCAACUCCUUCAACGGCUACAACUUAUCGCAGUGAUAUGACCGACGUGUUCCGUUUCUCUGAUGGAGACGAAAACUCAUUAGAGGUAACGGGAAGUUCAGCUCCAACCAGUAAACAUGAGAAUCGAGAUGUGAGCGGCGGCAUGGCGGAGAAGGAACAUGCUACGAACAUUAGCCUGAACAGUGGCAUGAAAACCAAGAAGAAAAAGAAGAAACGUUCCAAAGAAGAGAAACAGCUACAUCAUCAACAAAGAAGAGAAUCUUCAUCUUCGAAUGCAUCUCAACAUGCCACGAAUGCAUCCCAAUCCGCAAGCACCGCAAAAUUAACCAUAGAUAUUGCAGCAGCCAAUAAAAAUGCCCAGAAAUUGGCAAACGAGGAGCAUGGCGAACAGUCCUCCACCACCAAGACCUCGCCCCUGUGUAAACCAUCACCCAGUUUGCCGUGUCUGAUCGGUGAUGAUGACGAGGAGAUUCUGCCAAGCACCACCACCCAACCACCGGUGAAGACAACACCCAACACGUCAUUGACUUGUGCAACUGCUUGCACUACACCACAUCGAUCUUCAUCAAAGGAUUUACUUUCGCUUUCUCCCCACAUGAGAGGUGAUAAACAAAUGAUUAGCCCCAUACCAAAAACUCCAACGAUAAGCAAUACUAGUGGCCUUAAUUCAAUGGAGAAUAUGAAAAAAUUAACACCAACAACUCCUACCUCAUCUACAAUGGACAGCAGUACUCACAAUACUAACGCCAUCAGCACAACACCAACGUCUUCCACAGUCGGAAAUGCCGCAGCCAAUGCUGCUGCUGCUGGUGCUACCACGACGAGCACUUUGAAUAAAUCAACUGAUUCCACUACCUCUUCCACAACAUCAACAACAUCGAAUGCAAUGGUCUCUCCCACCACAACAUCAUCGCUCACCUCGUUGCCCCCAACACAGAAGAAAAAACCAGACAUCUUCAUACCCGGCUUUGAUGGGGAAAUCGAUGAAAAGAUAAGCGAAUCUGCAGUGCAAUCCAUAUCGGCCGAGUUUAAUCCGCCUCUAGAUCCCACGGCUGAUGAGCCAAAAAUACCUGUGGAAUCUCCGCCAGACGCCUCUAAAUUGGAAAAACUGGAAGAGUCGAAAUCACGUGUCACCAUAUCACAGGAGGAGACGGAAAGUGCUGUUUCUGCUCUGUUGGGUGAAAGCUUUGGAAAUUCUUCGGCUGACUAUUCGUUUGACGACGAUGUACCUUUGGACGACUUAAAUAGUGUAAGUGCAGAGCCCGAACCGGUCAUGAUGACACCGGCCGAGCCCGACGAAGAAGCAGCCCUUGCCGCCAAAGCCAUCGAGUGUGAGGUGGAAAGUAAUCCCGUCACAGAUGUGGUCGUUGAAGACACCGAUGCCGAAGAGGUGUGCAAAGCUAUACAAAGCCUGCGCCAGGAAGAGUUGGAACUCAAAUCGGCAGAUACACCACAGUCUGUACGUGAUCUUCAAAUCGACACAGAUACCGAGGAGAAUGCCGACGAGGCUGACAGCAGUGGUAGUCAUAGUUUGAAAAUCGAUGAGACGGCCCAAUCCAAUAAUAGUAGCUCGCUAUCAGAGAAGGCUCAAAACAAUACCACCUCUAUAUUGUCCGAUACCCAAGGGGACAAUCAACAAAUGAGCGAGAGGGCAACAGAAGCCAAAACAAUGCAACAACAACAACAAUCUUCUGUUAUAACAAAGAUGGAAUCGACUGCUGGCAAUGUGGCACAAGUUUCCGGGGAACCAAAAUUGGAACCACCAACCAUUUCGAAACAAGAUCAGCCAGCUGUGCAACCAGUGCAGUCUGUUAUACCAGCAACGACGAAUGAGACAAUCACCUCUGUUGUUGUUAGCUCGGUGGGUGCGUCUGCAUUAAUGACUUCUUCAUCUUCUACAUCAUCGAUGACAUCCGGUCCAGCGACCACAAUCUCUUGCACAUCUACACCCACAAAGACAUCCAUAACAUUUGCCCCAUCGGCGACAACAUCUUCAACACCCAAACAACAACAAGCUCUCCAAUCUCCCCAUCAGGCAACAAUCAUUAAGCCGUUGUCUUUGCCCCAGACAACCACCAUGACCCCGGCUACAAUGGCUUAUGUUAUGCAACCUCCCACCAUUAGCAUUCCCGAUCCGACACCACAUUUUGUAGUGCCGCAAAUGGUGUUGUCACCACAUGGAGUGGUAACAGCCACAAAUGUCCAUGAUUCGUCCGCCUCUUCUUCAUCAUUGUCCUUGACAUCAUCGACGGCCAUUCAUUCACCACAAUCUUCGGGAAUUCAAAUGCCGCCACAGUCACCACUUAGUACGGCUUAUAUAAUGGGCAUGCGAGCCCAAUCACCCCAUAGUCCGCGUAAUACCUCGCGUGGUAACACACCAACGCCAAGGCAGCAAAGUCCCCAUACGCCCACACCACCACCUCCAGUUACAAUUUCAAUGGCAUCACAACAAAACAUUUUAAUCCAAAGGGGAGGUGGUUCAGUGCAUCAGCAACAAUCUCAGAUGUCUCCGAACAACUCUCAGUUGAUGGUGGGAACACAGUCGGCGGUGGCAAUGAAUAGCCCCAUGGCCAGUCCCAACUCAACACAAUCCCCACGGCAGCAGCAACAACAACAACACCUGUUAACAUCCACAUUGCAGAAAAUGCCUCCGCACAGUUCGCCGAGCGGUGGUGCACCAGAGCAACAUAUGAUCAAGAUUAACAACUAUUCCACGCCGCCAAUGCAAACGGCGAAUGUGGUGAGCAUACGCAUACCGCCACCUCAAAAUGCCCAAAAUCCUCAACAAUGUUCACCCCACGCUGGACAGCAACAACAGGUGGCGACGGGUGGAAAGCCUGCCAUUGAACAACACCAGCAACAACAUUCACAUCCCAUAGGACAGCACAUUUUACCAAUAUCGGUACAAAAAAUGCCACCUGUUCCUUCGCAUCCGACAAUAAUCAGCAAGGUGGUGACGGUCACGCCACAGCAGGCUCAGCAAUCCACAAUGCCGCCUCACAGUCCUGGUGGUCUACAAAAUCAACAGAACUCACCAAAAUCUGCAGCGGUUUAUUCUCCGCCAUCUCCCAGCUCGAGGCACUCUCCACAAAUUAUACAGCAAAUGGGUAAUAUUUCGGUGCAGCAACAACAACAGCAGAGCGUCCAAGCACAAAUACAAAUGAUACAACAACAAAGGCAACAACAGCAACAUCACCAACAACAGCGACAACAAAUGCAUCAGCACAUAAUGCAAAUGCAGCAUCAACAAAUGUUCCAUCAACAACAGCAACAACAAAAAAUGCAGCAGCAGCAGCAGCAGCAACAACAAUAUGUUGCCAAUCAACAGCAACAACGCGGGCCAAUGAAUUCGCCUCAACAACUGAUGCCGCCUCAGCAACAUCAGCAUCUCCAACACACCCAGGCUCCACAGCAGCCAACAAUGCAUCAGUUGCAAUCACAUCAAAUAAAGUCCCAAUAUCAGCAGCUACAUCCAUCGUCUGCAUCACCCCAGUCGCCGCAUGCUUCAUCCAGCAGUACGCAGCCAACGGCACAUGCAAGCAAUCAACAGCCGCAGCAAAAUGUUAUACAAACACCAACAACACCGCAACGAUUUUUGGUGCAGCAACAUAUUGUGGGGAUUCCCCAUUUGCAGACGCCGCAAUCGCAGCAACAACAGAAUAUUGCCAUGCAACAACAGCAAAGAUCUUCACCCACCAUGCAGCAGCAACACCAACAAUCCAAUGUUGUGUUUGGAAAAUCGCCACAGCAACUGCAUCUGCAGUCCUUGCAACAGUCUCCCAGUAUGGCAGGACAACAACGUUCACCAGUUCCAACUGGAGCACAACAAGAAACAUCGACUGCAACCCCUGUUGGCCUAACCGAAACAGUGUCUCGUAUUAUCGUCUCAACACCACAAACAUCUGCUCCCACAGUUGCUGGACAAACAACAGCAGCAACAACUGGUGAUAAUAACGGAGUCGCCGCUACUCAACCAAAACAUGUUGAAAAUGUUUCAGUAAUCAGGACUCCAACUCCCACAAAUAUUGUGGCAUCAACUGUCACGACAACGGCAGCAACAACCACAUCAACAAUUGUGGCCCCACCUACACAACAUGUUAAUAAGGAGACUACUGUCCCGGUGGUGGCGUCAUCAACAAAUAACAGUGCUCCAGCGAAUAUAUCGGCUGCUGAGCCAGCUACUUCACUCACAAGGGCCUCGCCCAUAACAGCUACAGCUGCCCUGACGGAAGAGAAUAUCACCAAAAUAUCGCCACCCAAACACGAUGAAAUCGAACAGGACUCCAAAGAGGAUAGUGAUUAUUGGUCAGCCAAGGAAUUGAAUGUGGUGGAGCCUAACAGUGGUGGAGGUGCCACAACUACCAGCAGUUUGGCUGCCAGCAGCGUUAUCAAGAAGAAUGAUAAUGCAAUGGCGACCUCAACCUCUGUGGCAACACCUUCAACAAAUACGCUUCCAAUCAACACUAACCCAAGCAAACAGCAACAACAACAGCAAAACGCUGCUGCAACAACAAUUGAAGAUGCAAAGGCAGCAGCUAAGUAUCCUCAAACUCAGCCCACAAAAUCUACCACAGAUGUGCCACAUGCCAAAACUAAUUCAGGGGACACAAUUAGCACUGUGCCAGAACCUGUGGCUCAGACACAGCCACCUACAUCAACGGCGUCUUACAAUGUGAAUCCAGCGAAUUCCUCAUCGGCAACUACGGUUAACACCGAUCAUGACACAGAGGAUGAAACGGAGACACAACAAAUGCCAGCAUUUGAACAGAUCUCGGUACAAGGUAGACCCAAUACUCGGGGUACCGGAGCUAAACGUGGUCGCCAGCCAAGAGGUGGCAAAAAGGCAGCAGCUGUUAUACCAAAUGCUACACCUGCCGUUGCUGCGAAUCAGUUGCAAGAUAUUAUACCACCAUCUGGCAAUGCAGCAGGAGUUCAAACACGUUUGAGAAAACCCAAUGCUGCAACACCAGCAACAAGAGGUCGCAAAGGUAGGCCACCAAGGAAUUUGCUAUUACAGCAACAGCAGCAACAACAACAAGAGUUGCAAACUCCCUCGACGGUACCAUCUACAAAUGUGGCAGGUACCACUGGUGCUUCCUCUUCAGUAACUGGGCCAUCGGUAUUAACGGCAGCCGAAAAGAAGGCAAGAAGUCAAGCUGCAUCAGCAGCAGCAACAUUGGCUUCACUUUCAGAGGUUCAUCAUCACAAUAAAAGCGAUGUUUAUGAAUUCCAUGACGAUUCUGGUGAAGAAAGUGGCAAAUCAGGCAGCGGAUCAGCGGCACCAUCAAGCUCUUCAGUGGCUAGCAGCAUAGUAAGCGGUGUUGACAAUCGGCCGCGUUUGAUUUUAACCAUAAAAAGUCCACAUAACCCCACGCCCGUGGUCAAGACCAGCGAGAAAAUUGCCAAUGAGCAACAGCCAACGCCAACAGCAACAGUGGCGGCUCCAUUGAGCGAAACAUCUGCAACGCAACAACAACAACCACAACAGCAAUCAGAAAUCCAAUCUUCGGCACCAACAAGCGGAGCAAACUCCGCACAAACCGAAGGCGAUUUGAAUUCUCUUGCUAAUACCAGAAAAUCUCGUAGAUUGCUUGAAAAAGAUCGCAGUACCAUUGAUGAUAUUAUUGAAGAUGUGGUGCGAAAUACCGCUGUGCCACCUGGUGCUGGACAACAAGUAUCGGCAACAACAGCAAUGUCCACAAAUAAUCCACAGCCCAUACCACUUCAGGCUGCAAAUGUGAUUUCCAAUGCCUUGCCAAAGGGUGCCCAAACACCGCCGCGAAGAUCAGGUCGCACCUCUGCUGCCACUCAGCCCAAAUCUAAGACUGGAAUUGUUGGCGAAUCAGCGGCAGCAGCAGCUGUUGGUAUAGCCACUACUACUCCCAAUGCCAUUGGUCGACCAAGAAAAUCCAAAGAUCGUAAAAGCAUUAAUGAAAUGGAUAGCGAACAGUCGAUUGCUUCACCACAGCCGCCAUCUAAAGGAAGUGGUGUGGUACAUGAAAUUGUAGAUUUGGAUGAUACACCAGAAAAUCCUUUAAAAUCUGGCACGCAAUCGUUGGAGGAUAAGCAACAGCCCCCUACUAGCGCAGUUGGUGGAUCGGUUGUACAACCACCGGCGACAUCAUCCACCGUGCCAGUUUCCGCAGCAGCACAACAAUCAAACACCAAUAUUUCUGCACCGCAGUCAGUUACCUCCUCCAUCAGCUCCACCAUACCACAACAUCCCAAAAAGAAGGCUUUGGCCGCUGCCGAAAUUGAGUCGUAUCAGAACCAAGGCACAGUGAAUACUUCAAAUAUUCAUUCAGCUCUCCCAUCGUGUGGUGGUGUUCCAAUGCUAAAUACCGCUGCACCUGCCUCGCAAAAGACAACCGGUGGUGCUGCAGCCGAUUCAGUUAAUAAACCCGUUAUAGACACAAACACUGCUGGCAUUGUGUCCGGGCAGCAAAUGCAGCAGGCUAAGGCUGGUAAUUUGCCGUCGGCCACUGCUGCUGCUCAACCACAGCGUCCACCGCUGGACCCCAAGAAAAUGAUGCAGGCUGCGGUAGCCGCAGCUGCCGCCGUAUCUGAGAGUAGUGUAAUGGGCAACAAACCGUUGUCCUCGACACCAUCCACCACAAUGUCUCAGGCAUCAGUGGCGACACCAAUAACUGCUCUUACCAAACCGGUGCAAGCUGAAACUGCCACAGCAGCUGCUGCGGCAGCAUCAUCGGUGACUACUGCCCUGCUCAAUAAGUCUUCGGUGAGCGUUGUCGUCAAGACUUCGACAGUUCCAUCAAGUCCGGCAACAGCGACACACAUUACCAGUCAACAGGUGGUAGCUCAGACCCACCAGCAACAAACCAGACCGGCUGACAUAUCAACUCCAACGAAGCAACCGAUCAUUAUGCAGCAGCAAACACCGCUGGUGAUGCAUGCUCAGCACACAAAUGUGAGGCCGCCAACGAGUCUAAAGGCGCAUGUGUUGAAUAGUCAAAAAUUACAACAACAGCAGCAACAACUGCAAAUGUCAGCUUCGGUUGGGGGACAACAACAGCAGCAGCAACAACAACAACAACAGCAUCACCAUCAGCAGUUGCACGCUCCGCAAACACCCUCCAAGCAACAGCAAACGCAUCAUCUGGUCCAUCAACAAUCUGGAACGGUGGUACAACAACAACCUCCUCCUCCUACUGGCCAUGUAAUACAACAAGCAAAUAUUGUACAACGUCAAACCCCACCACAGGCCCAAAUGGGUCCAAUCAAACAACAGCUGUUGGUGAAUAUACCACCACCAACAACUCAACAUUCACCACAUGCAACGGCCGCCAGUAAUUUGAAUUCACCAAGGAUGCAACAUCAACCACAGGUCACGAUGCCACAGCAGCCAGGUCAUCAGCAAUCAAUCAUCAUGAAACAAGGUGACGAGUUGCAUCCAUCGCAAAUUUUACAUGUGGUUAGUUCCAAAGCAACGCCUCCAACACCAAACAAAAGUGCUGCUGCUACCGGUGGUAUGGUGCCUUCUGCGGUUGCCACUUCAGCGGCCGCUGCAGCAGCCUCAAUGCAUCUAAUGCAACAGGCAGCAGUGGCGGUUGUAAAGCCAUUUAAUCCGUAUUUGCAACAAAACCAAACUUCUUCAGUUCAACAACAUCUUCCAACUGCUCACCAGCAAAUCUUGGCUGGCCAACAGAAAACAAAUACCUCAGCAUCAUCUUUGCCACUGGGACUAAUGGGUCUCGCCCAACAUUCUGCCAUGGUGAUACAAACCAAGACAUCUGCACCGCCAACACAAGCACCAUCAUCAUCGUCAACUGUGGCGACUGCAACAUCUGCAGCCCUCAGUCAUAUGCAGCAUACGGCCCAGCAUACUCCAUCGCCACCCUUACAGCAAGUUCCACAUUUGUCCAAAGCUCCGCCAACAAAUCCAAUGCUUCAUAGUUUACAAAGUCAAAGUGUUGCACGUGGUGUUCUCAGUGCCGUUGGUUCUCCACCACCCCAACAACAACAGCAACAGGCCGGAGGAAAGCCAUCCCCUCAGUCGACAUCAACAAUAACAGCAAAUGUUGUUGGUGGUGGCGCCAAUUUGCGAACGUCAGUGCCAACGAUUAGUCCACAAAGUCAAGCUCGCAUGGGAACCAUAUUGAUGCCUGGUGGUAUACAAGUGCCACCACACUUUGAAACAAAUCUGCAUGAUAUGAACACGUAUAAUAGUGCCCCUAAAGGCGUUGUACGCAAUGCACAUAGUCCUCCACCUGCUCAUCAACAAGCGUCUCCUAUAACACCGAAUGAUGCAACAUUCCCUGGUGGACCAAUACGUGCAGUUCCCACGCGGGAACAUUUGAUGAUAUACCAACAAAUAUUGCGCCAGCAUGAUGCUUUGAAUCCGCCCGCUUUGCGUGAAUAUGAUGAACAAUUGUUGGGCACCAGUCCACCAUUGGAAUUGAGAAGACCUAGCAGUGUACCACGGACAGUGGCUGUACCACACAGUCUACAAAGUCCUCAGGAUAGAGCAACUGAUUCACCCCAAGUGGCUCAAGUUUAUGUCCAUAAUGCACGUCUACCCGCCCAUGCACAUUACGAUGUAGCUGGUCGUCCCACUACGACUGGGGCUCCAGGUGGGCCACCAUCUGCAUAUUAUGAUCCUGCAAGGCAAUUGAAUUUGGAACCUCCACCUGCCCAUCGAUCAGCAACGGCUCAUAGUGUGGUGGCACCACCACCAACUGUAGUUGUACCCCACCCAUCGGCGGGCAGUAGUAGUCCAUUUAUGCCCUCCGCUCCGCCCGCAACGAAUGUACCACUAACUGCUGGUGGAACUUCAGCUGCACUACAUCACUCCAAACAAUUAAUGGAACGUGAAAGGGAACAACGCGACCGAGAGAGGGAACAACAGCUGUUGCGUGAAAAAGAACAAAUUCUCGUUAGGACAGGUGAUGCCCAUAAUAUGCAAGUGACAGCUGCAUCCUCAUCAUCGACACAUCAACUACCCCCACAUCCAGCCGUGGCACAUGGCCAAGUUCCACCACCACCUCAAGCAGAUUCACUGCUGACAUUGCUUCAACGGUAUCCAGUUAUGUGGCAAGGUUUGCUGGCCUUGAAAACCGAUCAAGCUGCAGUCCAAAUGCAUUUUGUCUUUGGAAAUCCGCAUGUUGCACGUGCCUCGUUGCCGUGCAACAGCGAUGGCAGUACACCACCAUUGCGUAUAGCACAGCGUAUGCGUUUGGAACAGACACAACUGGAGGGAGUUGCCAAGAAAAUGCAGUUUGAAAAUGAACAUUGUAUGCUGUUGGCGUUGCCCUGUGGCCGUGAUCAUGCCGAUGUCUUGCAACAAUCUCGCAACCUACAAUCUGGAUUUAUAACCUAUUUGCAACAGAAAAUGGCUGCCGGAAUUGUGAAUAUACCAAUGCCGGGAAGCGAACAGGCAGCCUAUGUGGUACACAUAUUCCCCUCAUGUGAUUUUGCCAAUGAAAAUCUAGAGAAGGCAGCACCAGAUCUAAAGAAUCGUGUAGCUGAUAUCGCUCAUCUGUUGAUAGUUAUAGCUACCGUCUAAAUACACCACACAAAACGUCCACAAAAAUACAAACUAACUAAACUGAUUAAGAAAUGGCAGGAAUAAUAUUACUUUAUUUCCUGCCACACUCUAAAAAUACCAAAAUCGUGAUUAUGAUGAUGAUGUUGGAUAAUAAAACUACUAUUACUACUAAUAAUAACAAUGAAAAAUGAUGAUGAUGAUCAAACCAAAUUUUAACGUAAAAAAGCAAAGUUAUUUUAAAACAACAAAUAGUGUGAUUUCAUGCUAUUAGUGAUUGUAAUAUUUAUAACAUAUAAACAAAAAACAAACAGAAGCAACAAACAAAAUAAGAAUAUUAAAAAACUACAAAUUUUUAACACAGAAAAUAUAUAAAUGAAAAGAAAACGUAAGAAAUACAAAUUCACCAGACUCUAGUUAGCGAUGAAACUAAAAACAAAACAAGAAGAAAAAAAAACGGUUAAGAUAAAUAUCUUAAAACACAACACAAAAACAAAAAAAUGUAUAAAGAAAAAAAAAAACAAAACACGAAAAGAUAAUAAUAUUUAAACAGUUCCCCCUCCCUUCUUUUCACCCUCUUGUACUAUACAAUAUGAACUAUAUAUAUACAAAUGCUAAUAUAAUAAUAUUUAUAAAAAAAAUAAUAAUACUGGAUCCUAAGUGUUUCUUUUAAUUAUAAAUAACUUAUAUAAUUUUUUUUUGUAAGGUUUUCAAACACACAACAAUAUAUAUAAAUAAUAAACUUUUUGUAUAGGAAACAAAAAUACAAACAAACAGCUGUUAUAAGUUGAUGUUGAAUUUGUUUUUGUGAAAAAGAAGAAGGAAAGAAAUAGAAGCAAAGAAAUAAGCAUAAUAUUAAAUUAUUAAGAUUUUUGUUUUAUUUAAUUAUUUUUUUAAUGUUAAUCAUAUAUAAACUUUUGCUCUAAUAAUGAACGUAUAGACUAUAGUUUGAUAUAUUACGUAUUUUUUUAAUUUUUAUUAUUUUUUAUAAUUUACCGUUAUUUUUACGUAAUUAGUUUAUUUUCUAAUUUUAAUAAUAUAUUAUAAUAAGGUAAUAAAAACAGUUAAACAAAAUACAAACAAAAACAAUUACAUACAUUAAUUUAUUAUUAUUAUUUUUUGAUCUCAAUGACGACGACAACAUAUGAAAAAAAUAAAAAGUAAAAUUCAAAAUAAAAUAAAAAAACAAAAAAUAUUAUAUAUUGUAACUCCUGUCCGUAUAACGUAACAUGUUAAUAAAAAUAACCCAAAUUUUUGUGUCUAUGUUAAAUGUAUUCUGAAUCAAGUCCCAAAGUGAAAUGAAAAUGUUUAAGUGUUUUUUGAAAUUUUUAUUUUAUUUUUGUUUUAAAUGUUUUUUUUUUUUUUUUUUGACGAGUGUGUUUAAAUGUUAUUUAAAGUUCAAUUUUAAUUUUGCAUUGUUAUUGCAUAUGUUUUAUAGAAUUUUCCAUAUUUUUCCGCCUGAGAAGCUUUUAAUUUUAAGUUUUUAGAAUUUUUUAUUAAAAAUGGAAAAUUUCUAUAUACCAUAUUUAUGUAUUGCCGCAAUACAUUUGGGAGGAGGAAAGCCUUUACUUUAUUUUUUGUUUUUCAAAAUGGUGAUGGCAGUUACACUUUACCCCGAAAAGGAUCAAUUAUUAACUCAAGAAUGAGACAUGCUAUAAAAGUACGAAGAGAUAUAGAAAAGGGAAACUUCCACUUUUUCUGUAGAUUCUUCAUUGGUGUGAAUUUUAAAAUCAGUUUUUCUCAACUUCCUUGAAAAUAGUUUCAUAUUAAAAUAACAAUUUUUUUGUUGGUGUAUCUUUUUCCAUGGCCGAAACAAAAAAUAAAUUCAAUGCUUUCAAGAAAACAAAUGUAAAUACGUUUUAUAUUUAGAU